GGUCUCAUUCUCUUUUCUCCCUCCAUCUCUUCUCCUUUCUCCAUCCCUUGCUCUCUCGGGACCCCUCACGUAUACUGACCUGCGGGGAGAUCGGAGAGAGAUCAUGCUGUCCGUACUGGCACUGACCUCCGUGGUGCUCUUGGGCAUAGCCUCUCAGAGCACGGCUCUAGUGGUGAACACAGACUCGGAGAAACAUGCAUUGGUGGGCUCAGAUGUCAGACUCUCCUGCUCUUUCUUCUCCUGGCAGUGGACUUCUCCAGAAGUGUCCUUUACAUGGCAUUACCGUCCAGAUGGGGCUAAGGACGCAAUCUCAAUUUUCCACUAUGGAGGUGGAGAAGCUUAUCCAGCUAAUAAAGGCCCAUUCCAAAACCGCCUGGAGUUUGUGGGCAACCCUAGUCGCCGUGACGGUUCUAUCCUGAUCAAGAACCUUGAUUUCGGAGACAAUGGAACCUUCACCUGUGAUGCCAAGAACCCACCUGACAUCGGCGGCCACCCCUCAACCAUUCGGCUGCUGGUGUUUGAGAAGGUUCCAGUGCAGGCUGGUGUGAUAACGGGCUCCAUUAUUGGUGUAGUGUUGGGACUGCUGAUCCUCGUUGUGGCAAUUUACUAUCUGAUGCGCUUCCUGGUGGCCAGAAGGGUGUUCAGCUUGAGCAUGAGCAAACAUGGCAAGAAAGGCAAAGGAAAAGAAGGAUCACAGCAAAAACAGCGUAUCUGACACCCUUUUUCUGGUCAUUUUUCUACUUUCACAUGUAUAAAUUCAUCUCAUCAUCUGAUACACUGGUGCUAUUACUUCCUGUAGGCCGGCCCCCAAAAGUAGCCUCCCAUCCCCACCCUUCAUUUACUGAGAGCUAAAUAUAUAGCACUAGUAUUUUUAGUCACACACACUUUUUAGUCUCACUUUUUAAAAUUCCAUUACAGUCAAAGAGAAUUCCUUCUUUCGGAAACACACACACUCACUAACACUCAUCUCAUGUAUCCCAUCACGCAGUUUUAAGUGCCUUCCCAAAGUACAUUUACAGCGAAUCUGGCUUAGUUUUUGCUCUGACAGCGUCGACUGAAAUACCCGAAAUGACGUUGAUACUGUUGGCAGCGAAACUCAAACAUGCUGUGAGAGUUACUUGACACUCUAAGCCAGAUUCUCACGUCUGUUGUCUGACAAGCAGCUGAUUAUUUUAAAGCACACUUGUAAUGGCAGAACGACCUCUGUCUCCAUUCUGCCCCUUAUUUUUUUAAGCCAAUGAGGGCCGGCUCCUAUGGAGGCACUGUCCCUCGACCUUCAUAUAUCAUUAGUAAAGCUCCAUCGCUCCAUCCCGAAUCAUAGUUUUACUUCACCUCUCUCUAAUUCUCCUCUAACUAUCAUAAACGCUCAUCCACCAGCUCCUCUUCUCAUUCCCUGUUUCUGCUGGUAUGGUGCUCUCUCCUGCCCCCCUGCUGCCCACAGGAGAAACAUUUACAUUCGGCCAGUCACAAAGACGUCAAUGCAAAAACAAAAAGUUAAUUUAACUAGCUCUCUGCAGACUAUGAGGCGCAUGUGUAUGUUUUUAUUCUGAUGAGAUGUAACCUGUCAACAUUAGGGGAACAAAACAACAUAAAGACGCCAUGUCAUUGUAAGUAAUGAAAAUCCUAUGACUGUUUGUGUGUCGGAAGCAGAAAUGUAAUAGAGUUUUAAUGAUGUUUAAUAAUGUUUCUGCACUUUCAUUUGACUGACGUGGCGGUGUUCAUGUGGCUGCUGCUUCACAACAGUGUUUACCAUCAGCUUGUUGGCUUGCUAAGUCCACAGGAAGUGAUGCAACGAGGGCAGAGAGGUUUUCGAGAGAGAUAUAAAUGAUGAAAUACCGGGUCGGAGACUUGGACUGAAUACAUAUUGAGGGGAAAAGUCAGGCCAAAGUCCAGUAAACAUUCUCACUGGAUGUGUUUUUGUGUCUUCAAGUCUUCGUGUCAACCCUGAGACCGAGAGGGGCUCUCAUCGGGAAAGUUUUAGAAUAGUGAGGGCUUGUGGGAAAUAUGUUUGUUACACUAGAGACAGAUGCUUUUUAUGCAUCUCAGAGUUGAGGUCGAGCAGCCACAUGGCUUCUGCCAUUAAACUGUGUUUAAAUAUUGGGGAAUCGCCAUGUUGUAUGUAUUGUGUGCCCCUGUAUUGGUAAAGGUCUAGGUAACCGUUCUCUCUUUAAACUCCAUUUAAAACGGCUAAUAAUUUUUUACUUUUAUUUUGACUUUAACCUCGCUAACAUUGGUUUUCUGUAAAAUGUCUUGUAAAAUGUAAAUGCUCAAGUUCAAAUAAUUUCAGAAAAAUGUCAAUAAAAAAAUCAGAUCCCU
Molecule: messenger RNA, 2316 nt
Organism: Danio rerio (zebrafish)
Lineage: Eukaryota; Metazoa; Chordata; Actinopteri; Cypriniformes; Danionidae
Gene: mpz
Product: myelin protein zero
Cellular component (GO): membrane
Source: RefSeq, marked provisional